Messenger RNA from Aureobasidium musti, 3963 nucleotides. The record is from the annotation of a GenBank genome assembly. Lineage: Eukaryota; Fungi; Ascomycota; Dothideomycetes; Dothideales; Saccotheciaceae.
AUGGAUAUCAAUGCCUUGCUGUCGCCAUCAGAGUCGCCGGUUAAACAGCAGGCUUCAGCACAGUCAAAUCCCGCAGCGCCUGUCAGGCCGAGGGUGCAGCCACGUCCUGCUGGUGGUAGACGUACUGCAUCGGGUCUCAGCAAUGAAAUCUCCAUGACCUCGCCGCCACCUGAGCCACCGCGGUCAGCACCUGUGCCAGGACAAGAUUCUGCCAAUCAACAUCAGAGGAACGCAUAUGCCUCCGCAUACAACGGCGGCCAGGACAUGAGAAACUUUAGAAGUCACGACGCUCCGGAUUUGAGAAGUGCACACGCAACGCCGCAGGGCUAUCGACCACAACUUCAAUACGUCUCCGGUCGGCAUUCUUCGACGCCCCAGAUGGAGACUCUGGCAGAUCUUGCUUCAAUGCAACAUCACCAACUACAAAGACAGCACUCCCUGGUUGAUUCACAAUUACCAUCCAUCUUUGCUCCUCCACUUGCCCGCUCUGCUCUUUCUUCCACCCAGGUUGCCAUGGCCGAAGCCCCGGCGCAAACGCCUGAGCCGCGUGCAAUCACGGCUGCCUCACUGACUGAACAGGAAAUUCAGACCAUCACUGAACUGGUCAAGUAUCUGGCCGAAAACUCUUAUGCUUACGAUUCUCACGUACAACUCAUCAACCUUCUCCACAAAGGCUUUGUUGCCCAUGUCUACGGCACUUCGAAUGUGGUCAUCAACGACCCGAGAGAUUACACCCUGCUUUCUGAUAUGCGACAAGCACGCGAGGCUAUGGACUCUCGGUUCGCUGUUGGAGAAGACAUCUGGAAAGACUGGAUCAAUGACGAGGCCAUCCUGGCCCGUCAAAGUGAGNAACGUGUUGCUGUUAUGGACUUGUGUCAAAAAGCUGUCCAAGAAGAACCCACCAGUGUCACCCUCUGGUCCAUCUAUGGCGAGUGGGUUAUGCAGACCUAUUCUAUCGCAAAUGGUUUCACCGAAGGAGAUCCCAAUAUAUGGACCGAUAUAGACAAGGAAAUCUGCAAGGAAGUCUUCAGUCGCGACAUCUGCUUGAACGUUUGGGAAAGAGCUGUCGAGGCCACAGCUUGGCGUGUAGAUGAAAGCCAUCGUAUAUGGGAUCGCUACAUCGACCUUGUGCUACAGGAGUUUCCGGAAAAUCCAUCGUCUCAGGCGAUCGAGCAUAUUAACAACAUCUUCAUGCGCCGCCUACGGACUCCGCAUGCAAACUGGUCCGAGACUUCCUCUAGAUUCUGGCCUAUCGUCUCAAAAUUCAAUGCGAACAACUGGGAGGAAAUUAUGGCCGCUACCAACGAAAUGGCCGCCCCUGCUAAACAACAAUUCGCACUUCGAGAAUCCCACGAGCAAAACUUGCAGCGAGCAGCCGAAUCUGGCGACAAGAUUGCCCUGUACAAUGCUUUCGCCGAAUACCUCGUCUGGGAUCGAAAGAACAAACGUCGCUCACCAUUCGAUUUUGAGCUGCGGUGCUCUUUAUACGAGAGAGCUCUUNUGCGCUUCCCUACUGUUAUCGAGUGGUGGCUUGAUCUUGCCGAUUUCGUGUUGAAAACCAACUCACAUAGUCCCAUCAUCUUGACGAUCUUGGAAAGAGCCACUAGACAUUGUCCAUGGUCUGGCGACUUGUGGUCAAGACGUGUCCUGCGGGCUGAAGUCGACAAGCUUGCUUAUGAUGAAGUUGAGCAAGUCAAGCACAAGGCUACCAACAGUGGUCUUCUCGAUAUUGGCGGCAUGGAAGAAGUCCUCAAGGUGUAUUCUUCAUGGUGUGGUUACCUUCGCCGCAGAGCUUUCGCGCCAGAUAACACGGAUGACGAGAUUGACAUGGCCGAUAUGGGUAUCACAGGAACUCUUGAGGAUGCCAGUGUUGCUGGCAAGAAGAUCUACGGCAGUGAUUACAAAGGCGAUCCUCUUUUCCGUCUAGAGAAGAUCCGCGUCAAGUUCCUCUUAGAGGCUCGACGUUAUCAGGAUGCAAGAUCAGUGUUUGAGCGUUUGAGGACUACUCACGCUGCCAGUGCUGAUUUCUGGCUCUUCUGGUAUCAGAUCGAGGUCUUGAUGUGGGCUCACGAGCGUAUGACUGACUCAAUUCGCAUCGAGACGCCUGAAACAGCACCUCACAGUGCUACUUCUGUUCUGCGCGAAGCUCUGCAGCAAAGAAAUCUCGACUGGCCAGAAAAGAUUCUUGAAGUCUGGGCAAGCCACUUUUCACAGCAUGAGACUCCUGAAGCAUUGCAGGAAGCUCAGGCAGACGCUCGUACUGCACAGUUCUUUUGUCCCAGAGACGGGCUAGGGAAGCAGCUGAUGCUGCUGCAACUGCCGCUGCCGCUGCUCCCGAACCACAAUCUCAAGCGAACGGCCUCGAGACUAUCUCGGAAGAGGCGUCGACCACGUCUAAGAGGAAACGCGAAAACGAAGUCGAGCAAGAAGCUGAAGNAUACUGUCAAAAGAAAUAAGACUGGAGAACAAGACACAACUAAUCCUCCGUACAACGAAGUGUCAGCUUCGGCCUCAGCUCAGAUCAAACGCGACAGAGAGCACAACACAAUCACCGUCAAGGACCUGCCAAGCAAUGUCACAGAGAAGCGCGUACGACAAUUCUUCAGCGACUGUGGAACGAUUCUCUCCGUCGGAAUAGUGACAGACGACAAUGCCUCAACUGCACACGCCACUAUCGAGUUCGAAACUAAAGAUGAUACACUCUCAGCGAAGACUAGAGACGGAAAGUCUUUCGAUGGCAACACCAUCCGCAUACAGUCUGGAACACUUUCAACCCUUUACGUGACGAAUUAUCCUGCCGACUGGGAUGAAGUCAAGAUCCGUGAACUGUUCCAGGACUUUGGCACCAUCGUCAGUGUUCGCUUGCCGUCACUCAAGUACAGCCAACGACGCCGCUUCUGCUAUGUGCAGUUCCUCACGCCAGAAGAAGCCCGUGCUGCUACAGUCAUGGACGACAAAGCCGUUGACGGCCAGCACCGUCUUGUUGCUAAGAUCUCUGACCCUGAUGCCAAAAAGGUCCGCUCGGGUGCUGUGACCGAGGGACGGGAGUUGCAUGUCGCCAACAUUGACUUCACCGCUAGCGAGUCGGAUAUCCGCGAUCUUUUCAAAGAGCACGGCACUGUUGUGAGCGUGCGCAUGAUCAAGAACCUGCAAGGCAGAUUCUUUGGCACAGCCUUCAUUGUUUUCUCCAAGCCCGAAGAGGCUGAAGCGGCAAUGGCGCUGAACAACAAGCCUUUGAAGUCUCGCCUUAUCCGUGUCACUCUAGCAACGGACAAGAGUUCAGCAAAGAAAGACGUUGCAACCACAGUCAUUCAACACAACGUGAGCGGAUCUCCUGCGCCAGAGGGCAGUCAGAACGGCACUGGCGAAGCAGCCAAUGGACGCAGAGGAUCCGCCGCACCUCAGGAGCUCAACGAUGAGACUGCUGUGACAGCACGUGAGCGCAAGCUGGCUCUGCUCAACCUACCCGAUACAGUCAACGAUGCCCGCAUACAAUCUUUCCUUGAAAAUUUUGGUCCACUACGCAAGAUUACUGUCCGUCGCGACAAGGGAGGUGCUAUGGUCGAAUUCGUGAACCUUCAGGAUGCCGGCAAAGUCAGCCUGGGAGUCGACUGCAGCCCUCUGGGUCCAGAAGUGCGCAUUGGCACCGUCGAGGAGCUUAUCUACAAAUCCAAGGCCAAACCUGUAUCCGAUCAAACUUCCAAGUCCGCCACUUCCUUCAAGCCUGCCCAAGCCGGUAUCUCGAGACCUGCACAGAGAAGCGGUCAAGGCAGACGUGGCGGACUCGGCUUCAAGCGUGGUGGCGGAUUUGCUGCUAGUUCUGCAAAGUCGCCCGAAGGAGAAGACAAGGUCAUGGGCGGUACUGGCGAGAUGGACACCAAGCCAAAGAGCAACAAUGACUUUAGAGCAUUGUUCAACAAGGGAAAGGAGCCUGAUGCCACUGCCGAGGAGAAGCAGGAAUAA